This is a messenger RNA of Catharus ustulatus (Swainson's thrush), 2226 nucleotides long. Its product is annotated as 1-acyl-sn-glycerol-3-phosphate acyltransferase alpha-like. NCBI's taxonomy places the organism in Eukaryota, Metazoa, Chordata, Aves, Passeriformes, Turdidae. The record is from RefSeq and is a predicted model, not a curated record. Gene Ontology annotation, biological process: phosphatidic acid biosynthetic process. The transcript has 6 exons. Gene Ontology annotation, molecular function: 1-acylglycerol-3-phosphate O-acyltransferase activity. Bases 1006 to 1890 code for a protein of 294 amino acids. Gene Ontology annotation, cellular component: endoplasmic reticulum; membrane.
GGUGUCCCUGCCCAUGGCAGGGGGUGGCACUGGAUGGGCUUUGAGGUCCUUCCCUCCCAAACCAUCCUGGAGUUCUGUGACUCCCUGAUUUGGGCCAUGGAGCAUCCUGGCUGGGAGAUGCUGCUGGGGGCUGACAUUGGCCCAGUGUCCCUGCUGUGACAAGGACUUGGUUCCAGGAUUUUCCAGGGGACUGGCCUGGAUCCUGUGUGCACGGUACAAGGCACCAGAGCAGGAGAAGAUGUUAAUUACAGCCUGUGCUAAUUGCACUCAUGAAAACACCUCAUGCAACACAGCCCCUGGCUGCCAACUGGGCCAAGGGCUGGCACCUCCUGCAGCCUGGGCUGGCAGCGGGGGGUGGCAGACCUCAGCCCCCAGGCACUGUGGGGAUCCUGGGGACAGAUGCUGAGCCCUGGGAGGGGAAGUCCAGUAGGGCUUCUGCUGCCUAAACUGAGCAGGGAUGGAGAGCACUGAUGCCACAUUCCUGCUGUCAUUCCAGGUGGGAGAUGUCUUCCUUCCAAUAAUCUGAUGCUCUGCAGGGUGAGGUUUGGGUGCCUCAGGUGACAGUGACCAAGCUGGCUGGGGUGAUGGCCAUGGACCAGGAGCAGCUCCUGCUGUCCCCACCAGCUGAGACUCCCUUCCCCAGAGCUGGCUUCCCCAUGGCCAGGAGAGAUUCCCGGGACAGGGACACUUUUGUGAGCAGCAGAUCUGACUUUAUCAAUGUGGAGUGACUGCAAUGGCUUUUAAUAGCCCAGGAAAGCCCUGUCAGAGGUGACAUCUUGUGUGACUCAGGGUCCCCGUGUGACUCAUGGCCACUCUCCACCCUUGGGUGGGUGUCCUGCUUCCACCUGAGCCACUCCAUCCCCAGGGAUGAGAUCCACACCGAGCCUUCCCCUGGGCCAGCCCCGGCCGCCCACGCAGGAUCUCCUGAUUCACCUGGCACGCUCCUGGCAGCCCCGGCCACUCGCCCGAUCCAUCCUGGCCGUGGGCUGAGCUCGGGGCGGCACCAUGGACGUGCUGCUGCUCCAUGGGCUGCUGCUCCUGCCCCUGGCAGCGCUGCUGCUCUACAGGUGCAGCCCUCCUUUCCAGUACCUCUGCAAGGUGGCCUUUUUCAACUGCUGGAUCGUGGCCUUGGCCACCGUGCUGUCCCCCUUCGCCGCCUUCCGGGGCCGCUCCGUGGAGAACAUGAAGCUCCUGCGCGCCGCGCUCCUGCCCCUCAAGCGCCUCUACGGCAUCAGGAUGCGGGUGCGGGGCUCCGAGCAGCUGCAGCUGCAGGGGCCCUUCGUGAUCGUCUGCAACCACCAGGCUUCCCUCGACCUCAUGGGAAUGGUGGAGGUCAUUCCUGAGCGCUGUGUGCCCAUCGCCAAGCGGGAGCUGCUGUACCUGGGCACGGUGGGCUGGGCCUGCUGGCUCAGUGGCAUCAUCUUCAUCGACCGCCACCGCAGGGACGCGGCCAUCGAGGUCAUCUCCCACACUGCCAGCACCAUGCGGCGAGAGAACCUCCGCGUGUGGGUUUUCCCGGAAGGCACCAGGAACCCGGGCAAAUCCAUGCUGCCCUUCAAGCGUGGGGCUUUCCACCUGGCCGUGCAGGCCCAGGUUCCCAUUGUCCCCAUUGUGAUCUCCCCGUACUGGGACUUCUUCAGCUCCAAGGAGAAGAGAUUCAGCUCUGGGACCUGCACCAUCCGAGUCCUCCCCAGAGUGGAAACGCGGGGCCUGAGCCCAAAGGAUGUCCCCGAACUGACUGAGAGUGUCCGCCAGGCCAUGGCUGAGGCCCUGGCCGAGAUGUCCAUGAGUGACCACGGGGACCAGGACAUGGAGCAGCCUCUGCUGGGGCCAGGGAAGGACAGCGGCAGCCCCCAGGGCCAGGGGGACACAGCCGGGAACAGCAAAUAGGCAGAGGGAGCAAAUCCCUCAGGGACGCCAGGGCGGUGUCCCUUGUCCCCUGAGGAGGUGUCCUGCAGCCCUGCCACCGCCCCAGCAGGACGGUGCCCUAAGGGGAGCAGAGCAGGGCAGGAUGUGGACCAGGCAGCACUCCUGAAACAGAGCAAGGUGCCCCCAAAACAGAGCAAGGGGCCGCAUAAAACCCCUCAUUGUGACUGUACGUCCCUCUGCCAGACCUGGAGCUGUGCCUGUGCCCCAGGAUGGCUCCUGCUUGCUCUCUGGGCAGGGCAGGGAUUCUCCAGGCAGGGUUGGGGGUUCCCAGCCCUGUUUUCCCUGAUUGUUGGGAUU